Messenger RNA from Callorhinus ursinus (northern fur seal), 978 nucleotides. NCBI's taxonomy places the organism in Eukaryota, Metazoa, Chordata, Mammalia, Carnivora, Otariidae. The record is from RefSeq and is a predicted model, not a curated record.
AUGGCCCCGCCGCUCGGGCCCGCGGCCACCUGCGGAGAGCGGGCGGCCUUGAGGCGGCUGCGGCGGCGGCGGGGGCGCCGGGCCGGGGGCGCCGGGCCGCGGGGCGCCAGCCGCGCCUGCUCGCUCGCACCGCUCCCCGCGCUGGGCCCGGCAGAGGAAGCGCAGGCGGCUCGGCGUCGAGGCUCCGGGGGCCGGGCGCCGUCGGCCUGGGCAGCUCGGGCUCCGCGCGCGGCCGGCGAGGGCAGCGCAGGGUCUGGGCAUCGCCUUUUCUUCCCAAACCGCAAGCCUGACGGAGGGGCCUGGCCUACCCCGCCGCGGCCGCCGGAGGCGCUCCCGGCCCGGCUCCGUGGGGGGCAGCGCGGCCCCGCGGUCCCGGCAGCUCCAUUCCCCGCGGCCGGCCCGGCGCCGCCACCCCCGCCCCCGGGAGGCUGGAGGGGGCGGCGGGGGGGCGGCGCUGGCAGGAUUGGGGCUUUUCCGCGCCGGGACUCCGCCUGCUGCGCAGGGGCCGGGCCCGACGGGCUGGGGGCGCAGGGCGGGCGCGCUCACCUGAGCCGCCGGGGUCCCCCCUCACCCCGCUGCCCAGACCCAGAGAAGCCCGCGGGCGACCCGGACUCCGGCCCGCCCCCCCUCCCGCCCCGAUCCGGCCCGAGCCCCGCGCUCACCGCGGCCGGCCCCGCGGCCCCGGCUCCUCGGCGUCGCUCGCCCUGCGCCAGCCCGCUGGGACGCCGGCUCGGCUGCGCUCCCCCUCUGGCGCUGGCGCGGAGCCGCCCGGGACUUUUAUCCAGCGGGGCCCCCGGGAUCAAAGCGACGGCGGACACAGGGCCCCGCGCCGAGGGGCCGGCAGCAGCGGCGCCGGGGCCUCCAGGAGGAGCGGACAGGUGUGGCGCGGGCCCCGGCGCCCUUGGUGACCUGCGGGAGGCACCGGGCGUCCCCGGCACGGCGCCACGGGGGAGUCGCCCGAUCCCGCCACCUGGAUAG